AUGGAGGAAAAUCCCCUGGAGGCCCUCCUCCUCCUCCUCAACCUCUCCACCUCCAUCUCCGCCUGCUUCUCCCUUACUUCCUUCAUCAGCGCCAGCCUCUCUGCAGCGUCCGCCUUUGACUUGUGAAGCAUCGCCGACAGGAUCUUCUCCUUCUGCUCGCCGUCUCUCUUCAUCUCCGCCAUCUCCGUGGUCAGCGCCUCCGCCGCAGACUCGGCGGCGUCCUUCUGACGGCGCGCCUCUGCAAGCUCCGCCACCGCCACCUCGACCCGCCGCAGGGCGUGGCCCAUCUCGGCGGCGCUGUCGUGGGCCUCCUUCUCCGCCGCCCGGAGCUUCUCCUCCAACUCCCCCGUCCUCUUGGUUUCCUCCUCCAGCGCCGCCUCCUUCUCCAAGAUCUUACCGGCGAAGUUGGCGGCGGCCUCUUGCUUCUGCACAUCGAGGACUCGAAAUUGAGCCAUCAGGGCCUGGAUCUGGAGCCUGAGCUUUCUCUUCUCGGCGAUCCAGUCCUGCUCGCGGGAGGCGAAGAUGCCCACCACCUUCUCGUUGGCUUUCGCGUCUUCUGCCCUGAGCCUCUUCAGGUGGGAGACCUCCUCCUCGGUCCUCCUGAGCGCCGCCAUCUCCUCCCCCGCCCUCUGAGCUCUCCAGAGGAGAAGGCCCAGGAGACUGGCGCUGCCCUGAAGAAGCAUCUCCCCCAAGCGGCGCCGCCUUGCGCCUCCAAUGUCCGGGGAUCUCGCGGCGGAGAGGAGGUGGAGGGCGAGGAAGGCACAGGAGGCCCCGAAGUACAUGGGGUAGAGACUGCCGCCGUCUCUGUCAUUCUCCUCCACGGCCCAGGCCGAGGCCGCGUCGUCUUCUUCUUCCUCUUCUUCUCCCGUCAUUGCUGCGAAGUACUUCGAGCUAGCGUUUACAGAUGAAAGCUCGAAUCGCCGCCCUGGUUCUUACCGUUGACGGCCCAUCAUCUGGAAUUCACGGAAAACUCUAAGCUUGCGCGCGCGCGCGCGCGCGAGAGAGAGAGAGGGAGGGAGAGAAGGGAGAACACUUGGAUCGUGGAGUAGUUGA
Molecule: messenger RNA, 1053 nt
Organism: Spirodela intermedia
Lineage: Eukaryota; Viridiplantae; Streptophyta; Magnoliopsida; Alismatales; Araceae
Source: the annotation of a GenBank genome assembly